Messenger RNA from Talaromyces rugulosus, 531 nucleotides. RefSeq lists its product as uncharacterized. Lineage: Eukaryota; Fungi; Ascomycota; Eurotiomycetes; Eurotiales; Trichocomaceae. The record is from RefSeq and is a predicted model, not a curated record. The transcript has 2 exons. Bases 1 to 531 code for a protein of 176 amino acids.
AUGACGACAAUACGAGUGUCUCUAGUAGCAGCACAGAAGGAUAUACAUAUAUAUCUCUACCGCUACAAGGAAAAGAAAGUUGAAAAAAAGGCUGCCAACCCCUCAGACCGGGAGAGCCAAGCCUCUGAUCAAAUAAUAUAUACAAAGACAAAAUCCGCGCAACAACAAUCGCAGGGCUUCCGAUCUAUCACCAAAUACGAGCAAUUAUUUCAGGCGUCCUUAGUGCGGUGCCAAGUCAGCUGUGAAAAGUUGAUAGACGGUUUAUAUGAAGCUACUGACGCUUUCAAAAAUGCCGGACACGCCUAUGAAACAGUACUUAGAGUCCAUGAAAAACUCGCAGAUCCCAAAAACGAAGUCGAAGACAUCCACCAAGAGCUUGAAGACGCCAAAAAAGAGCUCGAAGACGCUAAGAAAGCAGCGCAAAGUACCCAAGAAAAAAUUGAAGACGCCAAACGAGAAGCCGAAUAUGACAAAAGAUUUGCUAUGAACGUGAAGGAACUCCAAGUACAUGUGGAAAAUCUUGAAAAUUGA